AUGCAUUAUAUGCCUGGCAAGCGACUCGAUGAAAAGCUCUCUAUCGCCUCCGAGCUUCACUCCUACAUAAAUCAACUUCGCGACUUGAAGGGUGACUAUAUCGGAGCUAUUGAUCGUGGCAAAGCUGUAAUUGGACAAAUUGCAUCAAUUGAAGGCGGUCCGUUCGAUUCCGAGCAGCAGUUCAACGAUUUUAUUCUGGGAGAUAUUGUCAAGUCAGCACCAGACAUACUGCGAAAUCAUGCCAAAUUUGCGCUUAUGGAUGACCAUGAGAUUGUUUUUACUCACGCCGAUUUUUCCCCGCGUAAUACCCUGAUCGAAGGAGGACGCGUCACAGCUAUCCUUGACUGGGAAUAUGCUGGCUGGUAUCCGGAACACUGGGAAUAUAUCCAGGCGCUUCGGCAACUGAAGCCGAUGCCCGACAGGCCAGAAUAUCUGUCACGUAUUCUUCCACCCCGGUACGAGAGAGAAUACAUAGGCAUGUCCUUCCUAGCUCGUCUCUUACGCCAUUAG
Penicillium atrosanguineum is the source of this 510-nucleotide messenger RNA. RefSeq lists its product as uncharacterized. The transcript has 2 exons. Lineage: Eukaryota; Fungi; Ascomycota; Eurotiomycetes; Eurotiales; Aspergillaceae. The record is from RefSeq and is a predicted model, not a curated record. Bases 1 to 510 code for a protein of 169 amino acids.